ACGUCACACUGAAUUUGCUCUGUAAACAGACGAGUGGAGAGCAAAGGCAGCUGGGCAGAAGUUAUAACAGCUCUGCGUUCUGAUACCUACAACGGGAACACAACAAGAAGGGAAAAUGGUUCCAGUUGAGUCUGAUCCCAGUAGUUUUGUGAUUAUUUCUCGAGUGGGUGCACAAGAUCAUUCAGCGGAGACAACAGAUACGAGUUCCAAAGGACCAACAGAUUUACCAAAACCACUUCAAACAUUUAUUUCAGGAGAACCUGAAGUUCUUGGGGUAAUUCAGAUAUUUACAGGAAUAAUCCAUAUUGCACUUGGCAUAGUUCUGACUAUGUCAUUAAGAAGUUAUUUUGAUGUAGUCCGUGAAAGUGGUUUGCCACUUUGGACAGGAAUCAUGUACAUCAUUUCAGGUGCACUCUCUGUUGCUGCUUCUAACAAUCCAACAGUUGGAAAGGUGAGAUCCAGCAUGGCAGUGAACAUAGUGUGCUGUGUGUUUGCUGGUGUUGCAGUCAUAAUAUAUUGCAUCGCCACUCCAAUGCUUGAACACAUAUUGGGCCGCGGAAUUGUUCUUUACUGUGUAUGUUAUGAGGAAAAUCUAUGUGAAGGAUCUUUCCAUCCACAGACUGUAGUAAUUGGGAUAGUGUCGAUUCUUUUUAUUUUAACCGUUUUGGAGCUAUGCGUAUGCCUAUCAAAUUCAAUAUUUGGAUGCCGGGUCUUAUGCCGAACAUCUUUUAAUGAAAUGACUGUGGUGAUAUAUCAGAGUGCUACUUUGACCACCGACCAUUCAAGCUCAGCUCCUGCUGCCAUGAAACCUUCUCAAAAUGAUGAUGAUGCUGAGGCUUGAUCGAAAGGCUUUCGGAACAGGAUGGUGAUAACAAUGCAAAGAACCAGUUAUUUAGAGAUGGCAGAAAAAUCAUCAUGAUUUAGUUCAGAUACAUUGAAUAUAGAAUAAACCCAGUAUUGAUUUAUUUUGGCAUUAA
Messenger RNA from Xenopus laevis (African clawed frog), 977 nucleotides. RefSeq names its product membrane-spanning 4-domains subfamily A member 4A (gene ms4a1.L). The record is from RefSeq and is a predicted model, not a curated record. Lineage: Eukaryota; Metazoa; Chordata; Amphibia; Anura; Pipidae. The transcript is spliced from 7 exons. Bases 116 to 841 code for a protein of 241 amino acids.